Molecule: messenger RNA, 3148 nt
Organism: Maylandia zebra (zebra mbuna)
Lineage: Eukaryota; Metazoa; Chordata; Actinopteri; Cichliformes; Cichlidae
Gene: shq1
Product: SHQ1, H/ACA ribonucleoprotein assembly factor
Biological process (GO): box H/ACA snoRNP assembly
Cellular component (GO): cytoplasm; nucleoplasm
Source: RefSeq, a predicted model, not a curated record
UGCGUGUUAACUUUUUUUCAACAUGCGUUGUAUCAGCGAUUUACUUGAACGUAUUCGCAAGUCAAUUUUCAAUAAAUACAGCAGAUUAAAAGUCGUGUUGUAGCGGCUAGUACUGCUGCGUGCUACAGCAGCCCCAGACAUGUGUUAGCUUGCUAUACAGGCUAGUAGCAUGCUAACCACGAGCGGAACUUCGUUUAAAAAUUUGUCAAAAUUGUUUGGCAUAAAGAUUAUCAACACCGCACUCGCCUCUUUGACUACCACUUAAUGUCGCGUAAUUGUUAUGGUGUGAGGUUAAAUUCGGGCAGUUAGAAAGCUAAUAAACAACAAGUUUUUGAAUAAAAAAAUGUUUAUUGUUUAUACACUGUAUGUACAUACCCAAUUCAUAAUUUCGCUCUUAGACUGCGGUAAUGUCACGUUAAUGAAUUGCUUACAGAUGAUUAAGAAAUGAAUUUCAGCUGUCACACCGGCGACAAGUUUUUCAUUCCAGCUUCAAGAACAUGAUAAGGCAAAAUGUAGAGAUCUCACGUGUUUGCCAAAAAGCAGUACCAGUUUAAAUGUCCAGAUUUCUUUAACGUAGUUUGGUGUGAUACUGCGUCUAGGCGACCGAAAACAUGAAGGAGGACUUAAAAGCUAGCAUUAAGCCACCAUAAAGACCCCUUUUAGCAGUAUUACAUCAUCAUUCAAGAUGAUAACGCCUGCGUUUGACCUGAGCCAAGAGCCUGACCACCUGAUCCUCAGCAUCCGUGUGCCCUACACCAGAACGUCAGACUUUGACCUUUACAUUGAUGGAACAGAUUUAAAGUUUUUUGCAAAGCCCUACUUUCUGAGGCUAACUCUUCCUGGAAGAAUUAUAGAGGAUGGAAGGGAAAAGGCAAAGUUCGACAUAGAUAAAGGUCUUUUCACUCUUUGGGUCCCUAAGGAGACACCGGGAGAGCACUUCGAAGGUCUUCAGAUGCUAACAAGUCUCCUCGCCCCAAAGGGCUCCCGUUCAGCCAAACCAUUGGUGGAGGAAGUGAGUACUGAGUGCAGUGAAAGGGUGGGAGAUAAUGAAGACGAAGAUGAAGAAGACUUUGAUUGGCAAGUUGAGCAGGAGAUUUACACGGAGAAGUCUGAGGAAGAGCUGAGAGCCCUGCAGAAAUACGGCUUUGGCAAUCAGAGGUGUGGAGUAUUUGCCCGACUGCAGAAAGAGCUCAGUGACGUGAUCGACAUCAAGAACCCAGAAGGAACAUCAGCAGCAGAGAGGAGGCAGGCUCGGCUGGAGGCAGAAGCAUCAGCCUUCUCUACUGACCAUUACCUGGCUGAUUGGUUUGAGGAUGGUGAGAUAAAGGGGCUGCUGAAGUUUAGGCCAUGGUGGACAAAGCUGAGCCCUUCUUCAGAGCAAGAGGGCGAAUCUGCUGUACCGUUCACUGAUGAUGAGAAAGAGCAGCUGAGGAAAUUCACCAACCGCUCCUACCUGCUGGACAAGGCGUCUCGUUACCAAGCGUGGCUAAGCCUCGUGGACAUCCUGCUGGCUUACACCUACGAAGUGCGCUCGACGGAGGGGGAACACAAUACCGCCUUCCAUUUUGUUCAGAGCCUUAAGAGAUUACCAGCAGAUCCUAAAGCUCAGUCCAGGUCUCCCUGUGUCACUUCACUAAAGGUGGAAACACCGUGGACUAUCAGAAAACUCAGUGGGACUCUGUGCUGGCUGGAGACAUACAGCUCCCUGCAAGAGGUCCUGGUGUCAUUUGGACGGAGGGUUUUGUGCUACCCGCUCUACAGACACUUUUCGUUGGUCUCUCUUGCGAUUCAUGACACGGCUAAAAUUCUGCAUUCAGGGAAAGCCUGCGUCCUCAAAUGCCUGCUGGAUAUUCACAGAGUCUUCAGAGAGAACGAGCCGGCAUACAUAUUGAACGAUCUGUACAUCACAGACUACUGCAUCUGGAUCCAGAGAGUCAAGUCCAAGAAGGUGGCAGACUUGGCAGCAACGUUGGAAAAAGCAACCCUGCAAAAAACCGACUUGGAGCUGGAAAUCGACGAGUUAGAGGACGCUGCGAGGAUCGUGGCGGUCGAAGAGGAGCAGCAAGCUUCCAAGAGGGCUCCCGUAUCCAGCGAUGACAGCAGCAGCUCUUCUGACAGCAGCAGCACUUCCAGUGACAGCAGCAGCGAGUCGUCUAGUGAGAGCGAGGAAUCUGAGGCUGAAGAAGACUGCACCGAAUCCAAGGAGGGAGGAGGAGGAGAGAUGUUCAAGGACAACCCUCCAGAACCCCAACCCUCCGCCUCCGUCUCUCCCACCCCCCAGGCACCCACGAGCUUUUCAGCAGAAAAAAGGAGAGAGGAUGCCCUUCCCUCAGCCUCAGAAGGCUUCAGACAGCUGAUUCAGGUGCUGGGAGAACGGGUGACGGAGGAGCUGAGAAUCUCUCCAGACUCCAGCCACAAAGGAGCGAGACAGCCGAGCAGCGCUGCGACAGAGACUGAAGGCACGUCUGGGAGGAGCAGCGGCGGGACUUUGUUAGAGCCGAGUCCUUGUAGAAACCCUCUGCUCAUUGUCCAAACACAGCAAGAUCCCGAUGAUCUUGAAGGGGACUCUAUCAGCUGAUGGAAAGGAAUUUGAAAGUUCCAGGAUUUCAUUUUAAACUCCUUGUCAGAUGAUUUCAGGAAGUGUUUUUGCUUUUAAGGAUUUCUUUUCUGUUUUUGAAAUUACUGCGUGUUGUUUUUGUCGUGUAAUUUUAGGGUCUUAACCCUCUUAAAGGAAUAUUUUUGUACAGUGUUUGUUUUUUGUUAAUGAUAAAACUGCAAAGUCUCAAUUCUUCUUUAACGCUGCAAACGUGCAAAAUAAUCUUGUUUUAUUAGGAUAGUUGCAGGCAGCCGAACCUACUUUUUAUUUUGUUUGUUUUUUUGUUUUUGGCCUGUUAUCUGUCUACUAUCCAAGCGGCACACUUGCUAUACAAAUACAUUCGUGCUCUCUGAACAUAGUGUGUGAUUUUUAUAUGAAUAAUUUCUGCUUCUUUUUAAUUAUUCAUGGAAUUUAACAGCGUCUGCGAGCUCAAUUCAGUGCGCUGACAUCUGCUAACAGUGGUCUCUAUUAACCAUGUAUAUUUACAUAUUUACACAGUCAAUCUGCAUAUUCCUGUCGGGCUUGAAUAAACAAAACACUGCAGGAAACUGA